Molecule: messenger RNA, 1372 nt
Organism: Girardinichthys multiradiatus
Lineage: Eukaryota; Metazoa; Chordata; Actinopteri; Cyprinodontiformes; Goodeidae
Gene: nicol1
Product: chromosome 14 C4orf48 homolog
Exons: 4
Coding region: 167-442 (91 amino acids)
Source: RefSeq, a predicted model, not a curated record
UUUCCCCGGAAGUUUAGACUCAGGUCCACAAAGGCAGGUUUAAGGUUCCUUUGCGCAUGCGCACUUGGCUGAUCUAUAUAAAUUCAUUGCUCGGUGGGCAUUUUAACGCUGAUCUGGUGCAAAAAACAUCCUCGCAUCGUUUAAGGACACCGACAGGACCAUCACCAUGACAUUCAGUGGAUCAUAUGUACAGGUAGCGGUGGUUCUGCUCGCGGUCCAGCUUGUCUGUGUCGGUGCCGCCGAGGCGGAUCAGGAGACCGGGACCGUGAUCCCAGCAGAAAGUCGUCCGUGCGUUGACUGUCAUGCCUUUGAGUUCAUGCAGAGGGCGCUGCAAGAUCUGAGGAAGACCGCUUUUAACCUUGAUGCCAGGACAGAGACUUUGGUGCUGCGGGCGGAGAGGAGGGCUCUGUGUGACUGUAUGCCCACCACCACGCUGCGCUGAGCCCCACCUGCUCGGACACCCUAACAGCAAUCCAUCUCAAACCUCUACACAUGUACAGAAAUUCCCAUCAGAACUCCUCUAAACAACAGGCACUUUAUUUGAUUUGUUUCCACAUCAUCACAUUCGAGUGCAGCUCUGAUUUGAGCCACAGGGGACGUCGUUGUCUUUGCCUUAUUUAAGACUUUGACAUCGCCUAUGUUUGUGAUUCACUCAUCUCUGAAUUUCAUUCACCAUCCUCAUUGUUAUCUGCUGUCAUUAUCCAUGCAGCAUAAACACGUUUUUCUACCUUCUAGUAACUGACUGUAAAAUGUAGGACGCAAUAGGAUGCAUCUGUUUAUGAUUGUGUUGUAUGAGGUUAGUGUUUACACACUUCCAACUGUAGCAUCGGAGUUUAUUGAACUGCUCAUAAUAACAGCAGUUUGACAUAGUCGUUUAAGAUAAUAGGCAGAAUCUGACUGUAAUUUAAAUAAUUCUAAUUAGUGGACUCAGAGCCUGUGGGAGCGGUUGGGUAACUUUGAUGAAAGUUUUGUUUUCUUCCAUAAUCGACUAUGGAGAGGUUUUGUAUUUGUGAAGAUACUUUAAGGAAGAACAAUCGUAGGACUUGGUUUAGCGCAGCACUGUAGCAUGAAUUUAUAGCACUUUCAUUUUGCGUGGUAAUAAAGAUAGCGUGUACAAAUGAUGUGAAUUCGCUGGAGCACGUCGGCAGACCUCUGCCCGAUUUAAAGGCGUCUGCAGGAAAAGUGAUGAAGAGGAAGGGAUCAGAUGAGCUGUGGCAUCAGCAGGGAAGGAGGGAAGGGAUGAAGAGAACUGCAGCAGGGAACAAAAAUCGUCUUACUGUUGCUCUUUCAUCAACAAUUUAUUUUGCAAGUCACAAGAGGCUCCAUUUACAGUCUUAAUGUUGUACCUAUGAAUAAAAACACUAAACAACCA